GGAAGGAAAAGGGGGCGGUGGUUCCGUGCUCUUUGCUCUUUUCUCAGUAGAGGGGGUUCGCAGCUGGUCGCUUCUCCUGCACAGGUUCCCUAGCUCGCCUUGAACUCCGAGUCCCGAGUCCGCGGCCUCCGCGCCGCAGCCGCUGUGGCCAUGGAGCUGCCGCAGGCCGGCCCCGGAGCCGGAGCGGAGGAGGAGGAGGAGGAGCCGGGACCGUCCACAUCUUGGAAGGCGAGAAUGGACCUCAAGGACUGGGAGGAAGACGAGGCAAAUGAUCCUACUUUUGAACCUAAAAGUUGCAGACCUGAAAGAGGAACUGAUCCUCAUUACGAGAAGAAGAUGAAAGCAGACCGUGCAAAAAGAUUUGAAUUUCUACUGAAGCAGACGGAGCUGUUUGCUCAUUUCAUGCAGCCUACUACUCAGAAAUCACCACCAUCGCCAUCGAAGGUGAAAACAGGACAUUCACGAGGGAAGCAGGAUGAAAAACAAAGUCUUCUUUCAGCUGGAGAUUACCGCCGUAGACUGACUGAGCGAGAAGAAGAUGAGGAACUGAUAUCUGAGAAUGAAAAUACAUCAAAUGUUUGUGUUCGAUUUGAAACAUCUCCUUCAUAUGUGAAAGGAGGAACACUGCGAGAUUAUCAGGUUAGGGGCCUGAAUUGGAUGAUCUCCCUUUAUGAAAAUGGAGUUAAUGGCAUUCUGGCAGAUGAAAUGGGUCUUGGAAAGACUUUACAGACCAUCUCGUUGCUUGGCUACCUAAAACACUAUCGGAAUGUCGUUGGGCCUCACAUGGUUUUGGUUCCCAAAUCAACUUUGCACAACUGGAUGAGUGAAUUUAAACGCUGGGUGCCCUCUAUCCAGGCUGUUUGUCUCAUUGGAGAAAGGGAGACAAGAGCUCGCAAAGGUCACUGGCAGUGGUCCAGCCAUCACAGUUGCCAGGUUUUCAGUACUCGAAGAUGUAGUUCAUCUGGGCCUGGUGUCUUGAACUCAUCAAGGGCAGCUAAGUUUUUGUAUUUGGCUACCUUUAUUCGCGAUACAAUAAUACCAGGAGAAUGGGAAGUGUGUGUCACAUCAUAUGAAAUGGUAAUCAAAGAAAGGGCCCUGUUCAAAAGAUUUAAUUGGCACUACUUAGUCAUUGAUGAAGCUCACAGAAUUAAGAAUGAAAAGUCCAAGCUUUCUGAGAUUAUUCGGGAGUUCAAGACCACAAACCGCUUGUUACUGACUGGUACACCAUUGCAGAAUAAUCUGCAUGAGCUCUGGGCAUUGCUCAAUUUCUUGCUGCCUGAUGUCUUCAAUUCUUCAGAGGAUUUUGAUUCCUGGUUUGAUACUAAAAAUUGUCUUGGUGAUCAAAAACUUGUGGAAAGACUACAUGCCGUUUUAAAACCAUUUCUGUUACGGCGUAUAAAAGCUGAAGUUGAAAGGACUCUACCUCCUAAAAAGGAAGUAAAAAUUUACCUUGGCCUGAGUAAGAUGCAAAGAGAAUGGUACACACGAAUUCUGAUGAAAGAUAUUGAUAUUUUAAAUUCAGUUGGAAAGACGGAUAAAAUGAGACUGCUGAAUAUUCUCAUGCAAUUGCGAAAAUGUUGCAAUCAUCCCUACCUGUUUGACGGUGCUGAGCCUGGCCCACCAUAUACAACUGAUGCUCAUAUUGUCAAUAACAGUGGUAAAAUGGUGGCACUGGAUAAACUGCUGGCCAAACUCAAAGAACAGGAGUCAAGAGUCCUCAUUUUCAGCCAGAUGACACGAUUACUGGAUAUCCUGGAGGAUUACUGCAUGUGGCGGGGUUAUGAGUACUGUCGGCUAGACGGACAGACACCACAUGGGGAAAGAGAGGAAGCAAUCGAGGUCUUUAAUGCUCCUAACAGUACCAAAUUCAUUUUUAUGCUGAGUACAAGAGCCGGAGGGCUUGGCAUUAAUUUGGCCACUGCAGAUGUGGUUAUACUGUAUGAUUCAGACUGGAACCCACAGGUUGACCUGCAAGCUAUGGAUCGAGCUCAUCGCAUUGGUCAGAAGAAGCCAGUACGGGUAUUCCGCCUUAUUACCGACAACACUGUUGAAGACAGGAUUGUAGAAAGAGCAGAGAUCAAAUUGAGACUUGACUCUAUCGUUAUACAGCAAGGUCGGCUCCUUGAUCAACAGUCCAACAAGUUGGCAAAAGAUGAAAUGCUGCAGAUGAUACGCCAUGGAGCCACACACGUUUUUGCUUCCAAAGAUAGUGAACUGACAGACGAAGAUAUCACAACUAUUUUAGAGAGAGGAGAAAAGAAGACUGCAGAAAUGAACGAACGGUUGGAGAAAAUGGGAGAGAGCUCUCUAAGAAAUUUCACCAUGGAUGCUGAAACAAGUCUGUACAAAUUUGAAGGAGAAGAUUAUAGAGAGAAACAAAAGGUCAGCAUGAUGGAGUUUAUAGAGCCUCCUAAGCGAGAACGCAAAGCUAGUUAUGCGGUGGAUGCCUAUUUCAGGGAUGCUUUACGGGUUUCUGAGCCAAAGGUUCCAAAGGUUCCCCGACCACCGAAACAACCCCACAUUCAAGAUUUUCAAUUCUUUCCACCACGUUUAUUUGAGCUUCUGGAAAAAGAACUCCUUUAUUAUCGGAAGACCAUAGGUUACAAGGUAGCGCCAAAGAAUCCCGAACUCCCCGAUUCAGCUCAAGCGCAGCAGGACGAACAGAAGAAGAUUGAUGAAGCUGAAGCUCAAACUGCUGAGGAGAUUGAAGAGAAGGAAAAGCUUCUUUCUCAAGGAUUUACAAACUGGAACAAACGAGAUUUUUACCAGUUUAUUAAAGCUAAUGAGAAGUAUGGGCGUGAUGAUUUAGAUAAUAUUGCCCGAGAGGUGGAGGGAAAAUCACCUGAGGAGGUCAAUGAAUAUUCAGCUGUGUUUUGGGAUCGUUGUAAUGAACUACAAGAUAUUGAAAAAAUCAUGGCUCAGAUUGAACGAGGAGAAGCUAAAAUUCAGCGUCGGAUCAGUAUCAAGAAAGUUCUGGAUGCCAAAAUCGCAAGAUACAAGGCACCCUUCCAUCAACUGCGCAUUCAGUAUGGCAACAACAAAGGGAAGAACUACACUGAAGAGGAGGAUAGAUUCCUGAUUUGUAUGCUCCAUAAAAUGGGCCUGGACAGGGAAAAUGUAUAUGAAGAAUUACGCCAGUGUGUGCGCAAUGCACCUCAGUUUAGAUUUGAUUGGUUCAUCAAAUCAAGAACUGCCAUGGAAUUCCAGAGACGUUGUAAUACUCUCAUAUCCCUGAUCGAAAAAGAAAACCUGGAAAUUGAAGAGAAAGAAAAAGCCGAAAAAAAGAAGCGAGGAGGGAAAGCGUCAUUGGUAAGACCCAGAAAAGAAAGGCAGAGCCAGCCGCAGAGUGCUCUGGAAAGAAGCACACCAAGAAAGUGAAAUCGGCCAAAAAUAAUGCAGAAUGAGAAAUCUCUACUCCAGCCUCUAACUUCCUCCUCUUUAUGGUCAAAUAUUAAUUGCUAGCUUUAUUGUAUUCCCAAUAAUUAAUAAAAAUUCGGUAGUUCUAAUUUUUUGCAUAUUUUAUAUCUUUUAACAAGGCAUUUUACCUAAGAGUUAUACUUAUCCAUUCCCCCCAAAUUGUGUCCUGUAAUUUGUGAAUUUCAUGCCUUCCUCAAUAAUACCCCCAGACCUUAUUCUUUGGAAGUUCGUGCUGAGAUUUGAGCUUUUCUAUGUUUUGUACACUACUGCUGCUUUGAAAAAGAGCCUAGAUUCUAUAGUUGUAUCUUUCUUCUUUCAUACUUAAAGUUUAUAUGGUUGUGCAGAAAUAAAAUUAAAAUUGUUUGAG
Sarcophilus harrisii (Tasmanian devil) is the source of this 3784-nucleotide messenger RNA. It is a transcript of the gene SMARCA1, whose product is annotated as SWI/SNF related, matrix associated, actin dependent regulator of chromatin, subfamily a, member 1. Gene Ontology annotation, cellular component: nucleus; chromatin. Gene Ontology annotation, biological process: regulation of transcription by RNA polymerase II; nucleosome organization. The transcript is spliced from 25 exons. The coding region runs from base 151 to 3378 and encodes 1075 amino acids. NCBI's taxonomy places the organism in Eukaryota, Metazoa, Chordata, Mammalia, Dasyuromorphia, Dasyuridae. Gene Ontology annotation, molecular function: ATP hydrolysis activity; DNA binding; ATP-dependent chromatin remodeler activity. The record is from RefSeq and is a predicted model, not a curated record.